This is a messenger RNA of Sparassis crispa, 876 nucleotides long. RefSeq names its product Probable N-acetylglucosaminyl-phosphatidylinositol de-N-acetylase. Gene Ontology annotation, biological process: GPI anchor biosynthetic process. Lineage: Eukaryota; Fungi; Basidiomycota; Agaricomycetes; Polyporales; Sparassidaceae. Bases 1 to 876 code for a protein of 291 amino acids. Gene Ontology annotation, molecular function: N-acetylglucosaminylphosphatidylinositol deacetylase activity. Gene Ontology annotation, cellular component: endoplasmic reticulum. The record is from RefSeq and is a predicted model, not a curated record. The transcript is spliced from 3 exons.
AUGCCCAGUGCGCCCGGCAUCCUGCUUAAACUCUUCAUCCUCCCAAUCAUCCUCAGCAUCCUCGUCUUCCCCUUCCAGUCCAACGUACAUAUUUUGUUUCCUCGCGAAUCAAAGCCUCCACGUUUCCUGCUGCUCACGGCUCACCCGGAUGACGAGUGCAUGUUCUUUGCGCCUACUCUACUUGGGCUGCUUGCGGUCCACAGCGAUCCUGAGGUGUAUUCAUUGUGCCUCUCCGUGGGCAAUGCGGACGGCUUAGGAGCGAUACGAAGAAACGAGCUUCAACGAAGUCUGGAUAUCCUGGGCGUGCCAGGAGGGAGACGAUGGGCCCUUGAUAGACCCGAUUUACAGGAUAAUAUCUCCAUACAAUGGGAUUACGGUGCUCUUGCACAGGCUAUUCUGCCGUAUAUUCUUGAACACAACAUAACCACGAUCCUUACGUUCGAUUAUCAUGGCGUCUCCUCACACCCAAACCACAUAUCGCUACCAUACGGUGCAACGCAAUUAAUUACUUCCCUAUAUUCGUCGCCAGACACAUAUGGAGGUGCUCCGCGCCUCUUCUCGCUCGUCACAACGUCGCUGUUCAAUAAAUACACUGGUCCGCUUGCGCCCACCCUCGUCAGACUCAGGAUAUUGUCUGCACUAGUGCUAGACCACUUAGUACCAGACAAUGGCCUGGGCACUUAUGGGAACUCGUCUGUUUUCAUAUCAGGCAUCUCCGGGUACAAGGCUGCACUACAUGCCAUGAUGCAGCACCGAUCCCAAUUGGUGUGGUUCCGAUGGCUCUACGUCGCGUUCUCGCGAUACAUGUGGACCAAUGAAUGGAUCGAGAUUACACCAUGCUGCGUUGAACCAGUACCAGCUGCAGGCGACAAGUAG